This is a messenger RNA of Homarus americanus (American lobster), 2367 nucleotides long. Its product is annotated as synaptotagmin-17-like. Gene Ontology annotation, biological process: cellular response to calcium ion; regulation of calcium ion-dependent exocytosis; regulation of dopamine secretion. The coding region runs from base 180 to 1679 and encodes 499 amino acids. Lineage: Eukaryota; Metazoa; Arthropoda; Malacostraca; Decapoda; Nephropidae. The record is from RefSeq and is a predicted model, not a curated record. Gene Ontology annotation, cellular component: membrane. Gene Ontology annotation, molecular function: phosphatidylserine binding; calcium-dependent phospholipid binding; syntaxin binding. The transcript has 12 exons.
UUCUCUCAACAUAUGGUAGUGAAAGAGCUGCGGGAAAUGUGUCAAUUUACAGAGGUGACUGUGAUUAUUUUGCUGUGACGAAAACUAGCGAGAGACAGAACAAUGUAAGAGUGAACUUAUGAACACGCGUCGACAUAGAUCAAUAAUGGCCGAGGAGACGAGAAGCCAGUGAUAAAAAGAUGGGGAAACAGGAGAAUGUGCAACAGGUUAUGAAGGAUUCUGAGAAGGAGAGUCUGGGAUGGCUGUGGGACACGCUACAGGCUGUGCUGUGCUGGCGUGAAGGUCAUAGUUGCUGCUGCUGCUGUUGUUGCUGCUGCUGUGCUGAAGAAGAGCCCUCACACACCCGCAAGGCUGACAUCCAGUAUAUCCUACAGAAACCGGAUGAGCCGUCAAGUGACACGACCUCCUUGGUAUUAUCCCUUCGUCAGCAUGGAGACCUGAGCGACAGUGAGUCAGUGUCCACAACGUCCUUACUCCGUCACCAGUCUAACUCCUCAUCUCCCUCCUCUUCCGUCUCUUCCGUCAAGGACCUAAAAUCAGAUAUCUAUCACCAGAUUGAGCUGCGACGGUCCAAUUCGGUGUCUUCGCGUCAGCUGCCAGUCAUAGAUGUGCGCCCCAUAGAGUUCUGGUCAGGUGUGAGAGGUGAAGGUGUGCAGCCUCGCCUCACAGGUCCUCCCAGGUCACCCGUGGCUCCCAGGUCUCCUCGAUGGUCUACUAAAGCAGUUGAUUAUGAAGCUCUAACGAAGAUCCGACCCCACCUGUACGCCUCGACCUCCUCCUCGCUCGAAGAUGGCCCUGACGAUGACUUGUUGGGAAGGAUCCAUUUUUCCCUCCACUAUGAUGCUUCCGCUGCCGUACUUCUGGUUAAGGUGUUGGAAGCAGUUGAUAUUCCAAGACCAGCGUGUAAGGACCGCAGCGACUUGGCUCACUCAAACCCCUAUGUUAAGGUUUCACUCCUUCCUGACAACAAAAACUCGAGACAGACAACAGUGAAGAAGAAAACCCAGGAGCCAGUGUUUGAGGAAACUUUCUCCUUUGAGCUGCCGUACAAGGAAGUCAUUCGUCGGACUCUGGAACUGAAGGUGAAAGAUUUUGACAAGUUUUCUCGACACUGUGUUGUAGGUCACGUCCUCCUGCCUCUACAGAACGUUAACUUGGCCAGACCUUCACGUCUCUGGAGGCCGCUAGCUCGGUGUAGUCCGGAGACGGAGGAGUUUGGGGAGCUGCUUCUCUCACUUAACUACCUGCCCACUGCUGGUCGCCUUAACGUCGAUAUUAUCAAGGCCAAGCAAAUCCUUCAGACAAGUUUAGUUCGAGGAGCAGAUCCGUACGUGCGUGUGUCUCUGGUGGUCCGUGGUCGCCACCUUAAAUCCAAGAAAACAAGCGUUAAGAAGAACACGCUCACCCCUUCGUUCAAUGAGUCGUUCAGCUUCCAGAUCGCGUCCCCUGAGCUGCGUGAGGCAUCUCUAGUGGUGACCGUGUGGGACUGGAAUGGCGGAGUGAUGAGAGAUGAAUUUAUAGGCAGGAUUGUCCUUGGUAAACAACCAUCAGGUCCUCACGAGAUCACUCACUGGAGCAAUAUGGUGGGGUCACAGAGACACGCGGUGGCACAGUGGCAUUCCGUACAUUCCCGCCAACAGUGUGAUGAGGUGUCGUCUGCGUCCCGCUGUGUGCCGUGAACAACGUCUCAUACUUCAUCCUGGUUUUCGACAACUAAGAUAAGCUGUGCUCAAGGGCCGUAAGAGUUGGUGUGUUGGAUUAUGUGUCUUUAACCUUUUGGAGACGUCAUGAGUUGGCAGAAUUAUGUGCACGAUAUAUUAACACAGGUUAUGACAACGCUGUGAACAUUAGUAGUUGCCCAAGAAGGCAGUCUUAUAUGUACAACCUUUAUAAGUAACGUUGUUCUCUUGUUUUCUGUACACAUCUACACCAUAAGUUAUUCCUUACCAGCUUUUGUUGAUAGUUUGGAGGACAGUACAGUAGUUACAAUGUUUUGGUCACUAUCUCUGUACUGUACUGUUCAUUAUUAGGUUAAAAAAAGCCUCCUGUCCUUCACAACAGUUAAGCUGGAAACUGUUUAUUGCAGUUUAGUUAUUUAUUGUAGUAAAGUUCCCGAGACUAUUAGUACAUGUGCCAUUGUUUGGGAUCUGAUCACAGUUAAACGCUGAGAAUUGACUCAGACUCGACCACCAAGUCAAAAUACUUCCUACCGAGUUUCAUAUUGUCAUCAUUAACACUAUUUCUCAGUUCUCAUAUCAUAUUUUAUUGUUCUUGCUGACUGGCACUGUCUCUUGUGUUCACUGACUGGCACUGUCUCUUGUGUUCACUGACUGGCACUGUCUCUUGUGUUCACUGACUGGCACUGUC